AUGGACGACGUCUCGACGCGGAUGGGCCCUGGGCCCGAGUUCUGCGACCUGCCCUGCGAGCUCCAGCUGCUGGUGCUCUCCUACCUGAGCCACGGCGAGCUUGUGCUCGUUGCGCGGGUCUCCAAGGCGCUGCGUCGCCUCGCCUACGACCCGUGCCUGUGGAGGACCGUGACGGUGCGCGAGGACAUGGACGACCGAUGGCUUCAGGGCGCCCUCGACCGCCUGUCGCAGCUGGAGGCACUGACCCUCCGCGGGUCGCCGCUCGUGCCCGCCUGGGCCGCGCAUGCGGCGCGCUUCCCCAGGCUCCGGCUGCUGGACGUGGGGUUCUCGCUGGACGUGAACGGCGCUGCGCUGUCCCACUUCGUGGAAAGCUGCCCGCUACUGUCGCACCUGAACGUGGAGGGGUGCAAGGGCGUGGACGACGCGGCCGUCGAAGCGCUCUGCCCGCUGGCGGGGCUGCUGAGCGUAAACAUGUCGCACUGCUGCCAGGUCACUGACGACGGGCUCUUGGCGCUGGCCAGGGGCUGCCCCAGGCUCGUGUUGCUCAACGCCGACGGCAUCUCCAGGAUCACCGACAGGGCCGUGUGCGGUUUGGCCGAGCACCUGGGGCCGCGGUUGGUCUGCCUGGAGCUGGACGGAGAGCAGCUGACGGACGCCUCCUUCGGGGCCCUGCGCCGCUGCAGCCGCCUCGAGACCCUCUCCGUGAGCUACGCAGAGAACCUCACUGACGCCAGCCUCGCCUCCAUCAAGGAGCUGCGGACCCUCCGGCGGCUGAAGCUGCGCAGGGGUCCCCAGCUGACGGCAAGGGGCCUGGGGUCGCUGUUCCGGGGGGGCAGCCUGGGCCGCCUCAUCUCCCUGGAGCUGGACAGUCUGGCGCUGGACGACCAGGCACUUGCCCUGCUGGUCAAGGGCUGCCCGCAUCUCCAGGUACUCUCCCUCCCCUGGUGCUGGGACAUCACGGAAGCGGGACUGGCCACCAUCGUCAACAACUGCCCGAACCUCGAGAGCCUGGUCCUGCUGGGCCUGUACAAAAUCCACGGGUUCUGCCUGGCCGGCCUGGCCGUGAGCAUGCCCAAGCUACGCUACCUGCACCUGGAGCAGUGCAACGAGGUCGUCGACCUCCUCCUGGAGUCCCUUGCCAGAAGGCUGCCCCACCUGAGGGUGUACAACUACUACGGCGAGCUUGUGGGGCCCUUGUACGAGUCGUCCGGCACACCUUCCCUCGAUAUGGAAGCUUCUAAGGACAAAGAAGACAGCGGUGCUGACGACCGCCUGCUACUGCUGUGCUGAUGGCUUCACGACCCCGAUGGUUUUGUUGGAUGUCUUGUUUUUUUGUCCGAGCAUUAUGUUAUACGAAUAAAAUGAGUCUUUCUGUUUAU
Ixodes scapularis (black-legged tick) is the source of this 1379-nucleotide messenger RNA. RefSeq names its product F-box/LRR-repeat protein 20. The record is from RefSeq and is a predicted model, not a curated record. Gene Ontology annotation, biological process: SCF-dependent proteasomal ubiquitin-dependent protein catabolic process. The transcript has 7 exons. Gene Ontology annotation, cellular component: SCF ubiquitin ligase complex. NCBI's taxonomy places the organism in Eukaryota, Metazoa, Arthropoda, Arachnida, Ixodida, Ixodidae. The coding region runs from base 1 to 1290 and encodes 429 amino acids. Gene Ontology annotation, molecular function: protein binding.